This is a messenger RNA of Racocetra persica, 993 nucleotides long. NCBI's taxonomy places the organism in Eukaryota, Fungi, Glomeromycota, Glomeromycetes, Diversisporales, Gigasporaceae. The record is from the annotation of a GenBank genome assembly.
AUGUCUACGCCAAACUCUGUUGACUGUGUCAACGAAGAUGAAAAGUUAAUUUCUGAAAGCUGCCCAUCCCCAGCACUUUCCGUAUCGACCACUGCUUCUACGAAUGAUGGCCAUAGAAGAAAAAAGAAAAAAAAAUAUCGUUCGGUUGAAUCACGCUUUAUGCAACAUCAUCUUCUUAAACCAACAAUAAGUAAAAAACCAUCUAUUACUGGAAUUAAUAGGCUCAGUAUUAGAUCUGGAGGCUCCGUAAUCAAUAGAACAAGCUUAACAAGCCUAAAUAAGACGAGAACAAGCCUAAAUAAGGCUAAAAGUCAAGAUAAGAACUCUAACAAAAUUAUUGGAAAUGAAACUCAAGUCAGCCAACAACCAUUGAUUAGCUUAGAUGACGAGUUAACAAUGUUGAAUUCUAGAUUGACACAAUGGUGUUUCUUGAAUGCUAAAGCUGACCAUGCGUUUGAGUGUCAAAAACGAUCUGCGGAGACACGAUUAUUGGAUGCAUGGAAAUUACUUGUCAAAAAACAAGACGAAUUAUCAAAUGCCAUAAGAAAAUUCACUCUGGAAGAAGAUAUUUCAAGGCUUGAUACAACUUUGUCUUUUCAGGCGAAUCUGAUAUUACAAAUCAGCAAACAUUUGGAACAUUUCAAGACACGUUAUGUCACAUUUGCGUCAUCUUUGGCAAGUACUGCAACUGCAAUGCCAAUUUCUAAUAUAUUGACAGACAAAUUAGAUCAAUUAUCAGGGGAGAUCGAUAUCUGUUCUAAUGCUACUGCUGACCUAUUGAAAAAAUGGGAAGAAACAUCACUGGUCCAUGAUGUCGCUAGUUCGAUGCAAAAACUUUGUAUAAAUCUUAAGGAAGAGGUUCAAGAGUUGAAUGAAUGUAAUACACUUUUACGUGAAAUUUCAGAUGCAGAAAUAGUUGAAACUAGUUUAAGGAUAGAAAAGAUUGAAAACAUGAGUAAUUCUGAUUUAAAAUGGGCCAAAGUUAAUCAAUGA